Molecule: messenger RNA, 1554 nt
Organism: Hyalella azteca
Lineage: Eukaryota; Metazoa; Arthropoda; Malacostraca; Amphipoda; Hyalellidae
Gene: Eaat2
Product: excitatory amino acid transporter 2-like
Exons: 11
Coding region: 196-1554 (452 amino acids)
Biological process (GO): L-glutamate transmembrane transport
Cellular component (GO): plasma membrane
Molecular function (GO): L-glutamate transmembrane transporter activity; glutamate:sodium symporter activity; neutral L-amino acid transmembrane transporter activity
Source: RefSeq, a predicted model, not a curated record
UUCUGGUGUUGUUAUUUAUUUUGUACCGAGUUUUCCGCGCGCAUGAGCUGUGUAAUGACCAGCGUAUUCUCAUCAUCUACGGAACUUGAGACAAUUUUUCAAGUACGAAUUGAGUGAAGUUAAAUAUAGGGAUACAAUUACACAAUUCCAGUUCUUACGGUGGCUACCUCAUCUGCUAAUAUAAAAGACGCCACGAUGGCAGGCGUGGACGCUCUGCAGCGAGGAUGUCUCAAGAAACAUCUGCUGCUCGUGCUGACUGUGGGCGGCGUAAUCCUGGGCGUCGCUCUGGGAAUGGGUUUGCGUUAUGCCGAGCCCGGCGCAACGACAAUCCUGCUGUUGUCCUACCCAGGCGAGCUGUUCAUCAGGAUGCUGAAGCUCAUGAUCCUGCCCCUGGUGAUAGCUUCGCUCAUUGCAGGAUCUGCUAGCCUAAACGCCAACCUGAGCGGCUCGAUCGUGGCCAAGACCGUUGGAUACUUCCUGGCUACGUCCUUCUUCAACGCCAUCCUCGGCAUCCUUCUGGCCAUAGCCAUCAAGCCAGGCGUGGGGCUUUCUAACCAGAGCCUGGACGACGUGUACGAGAAGAGCAGCUCGUCCAACAACGCCAACAUCCUCGACGGCUUCCUGGACCUCGGACGCAACCUCUUCCCUGACAACCUCUUCGUCGCCGCCUUCCAGCAGGUGCAAACUGUGUACAAAGAAGAGACCGUGCCGGUGAUGGCGGCCAACAGCUCCGAAGUGAUGGAGGAAGUAACCAGACUCGUUCGACAGUGUACUAAUUCAGCGGCCACGUUGCCCAUCACGUUCCGCUGCAUGAACGACAAGUGCGGCGUAGACCCGCGCAUAUCGCGCUUUGUUUUGCCCAUCGGCGCUUUCUCGCUGGUAUUCGGCACGGUGCUCGGAUCUCUUGGUAAACGCGGUUCGCCGGUCACCGAAUUCUUCGCCAUCGUCGACGAAGUUAUCCUCAAGAUCGUGACCGGCAUCAUGUGGUUGUCGCCCGUGGGCGUGGCGAGCGUGAUAAUGAGCAAGAUCUUGGCGGUGGACAAACUGGCAGCUGUAAUGAGCACCUUAGCUCUCUUCAUCGUCACUGUGAUCAUCGGAGUCUUCCUGUACCAGUUGGUGUUCCAGAACCUCUUGUACCUGAUCAUCGUGCGUAAGAACCCAUUCAAGUUCUACUUCAACCUCCUUGAGGCCUGGGUCACGGCCUUCGCCACGGCGUCAACAGCGGCCACGUUGCCCAUCACGUUCCGCUGCAUGAACGACAAGUGCGGCGUAGACCCGCGCAUAUCGCGCUUUGUUUUGCCCAUCGGCGCGACCGUCAACAUGGACGGCACGGCGCUCUUCGUGGCCGUGGGCACCUGCUUCAUCGCUCAGAUCAACGAGAGAGUCCUGGGCAUCGGCGACUACGCCACUAUUGCAGUUACAGCGACUGCCGCGAGCGUCGCUAGCGCCAGCGUGCCCAGCGCAGCCCUCUUCCUCAUCCUGAUCGUCCUGACCGCCGUCGACCUGCCCUCGGACGACGUUACCCUCUUCUUCACCGUCGACUGGCUUGUGUGA